AUGUCGGAAAUAUUUAAACUUGGAGACCUUGUUUGGGCGAAAAUGAAGGGAUUUUCACCGUGGCCAGGCCGAGUUUCAAAUCCACCAAAGGAGUUGAAAAAACCACCGACUGCCAAGAAAGGUCCAGUCCAUUGUAUAUUUUUCUUUGGAACUAACAAUUACGCGUGGAUAGAGGAAACUAAUAUCCAACCUUAUCACGAAUUCAAAGAUAAGUUAAUCAAAUCUAGCAAGACUGGUGCUUUUAAAGAUGCAGUUGAAGCAAUCGAAGAAUUCAUUGCGAAAGGAGAGAUUUUUGACGACGGAUUAGAUUCAGAUUCACUUUUCGAUAGGCUAAAAGAGGAAACAGUUGUUCCUGAAAAGAAAAUUCCAAAGAUUUCAAAACCGCGAAAGGAAUCAGCGCCAAAAACAAAACGAGCAGACAAUAGUGCCGAUAGUCGUCCAGCGAAAAAAGCCAGACGUGGGUCAAGUGCUAGCAACAGUGCUAACAACCGUGCUGGUAGUGUAAGCCCAAGGUUAAUAAACCACUCACCGUCUCCACCGAGGAAAUCUGGAUCAACACUUCUGAACAGGCCAGCGAAUAUCGCUCGACCCGUGACUCCUCCUAUGGAUGUAUUAACGUUGUCGCAAACGCUGAAAGAAAAGAACAUUCUGCCGUCAAAUCUCAAGUUUGGCUUCCUCGGGCUUGGUAUCAUGGGCAGCGGAAUAGUAAAGAAUCUCAUCAACAGCGGACACAGUGUCAUAGUCUGGAAUAGAACUCAAGAAAAGAAGCCACCGAUAACUCUCACCUUGACCGAUACGAUGAAGCAUUAG
Messenger RNA from Cotesia congregata, 810 nucleotides. The record is from the annotation of a GenBank genome assembly. Lineage: Eukaryota; Metazoa; Arthropoda; Insecta; Hymenoptera; Braconidae.